UGAAAGCAGCACACAAAACCGGAAACCAUGAGUUUUGCAGCUUUCCUUUUCUGUUCUGUCCCACCCGAAAUCAUCCGAACCUUAGCGACCGGGUUUCAGGUGGCAGUGCGGAAGGAAGUCUGCCUUUUCGCUGUGGGUUCAGACAUUAAACUGACUGAACGUGAAUUUUUUUUACUGCAGAAGCAGAAAAACGGGCCGUCGUUGGCUGCAGAAAAAGACGUUAACCGGUGAACUAAACCCUGGUCGGACCUGCGGGAUAUUCUACUUUCUCUAACAGCGUGGAGACAAGACUGUGGUUCAGUUUAUAUCUGAGGUUCCGAAGGCACCUUUGUGAACAGGCGCCAUGAGCCGGGAGCUGAGCGUGCAGAUGGGCUCCCCGGUCCCCGGGGUCUCUGAGCCCCCGCCUCCUGACAACGGGGGCAUGGACUACAGGGACUGGGUGCGGCGCAGCUACCUGGAGCUGGUCAGCUCCAACCACCACUCAGUCCAGGCCCUGUCCUGGAGGAAGCUUUACCUGAGCCGGGCCAAGCUCAAGGCCAGCAGCCGCACCUCCGCCCUGCUCUCUGGCUUCGCAAUGGUGGCCAUGGUGGAGGUGGAGCUGGAUUCGAAGUACAGCUACCCUCGAGAGCUGCUCAUCUCCUUCGCCGUGUGCACCACGGUGCUGGUGGCCGUUCACCUCUUCGCCCUGCUCAUCAGCACCUGCAUCCUGCCCAACGUGGAGGCCGUCAGCAACAUCCACAACCUCAACUCGGUCAGCGAGUCACCGCACGAGCGCAUGCACCACUACAUCGAGCUGGCCUGGGGGUUCUCCACGGCGCUGGGCAUCCUGCUGUUCCUGGCCGAGGUCGUGCUCCUCUGCUGGAUCAAGUUCCUGCCCGUCGACCGUGGCUCCAAGGACGACGCCAAGGAAUGCCCCAGCAGCCCCACCAGCCCCACCAGCCCCAGCCCCACCAGCUCCAGCGCUCCGGCGAGCGGCUGGCAGGCGGCGCUGGCCUCCACCAUCAUCAUGGUCCCGGUGGGAAUCAUCUUCCUCAUCUUCACCAUCCACUUCUAUCGCUCCCUGGUGGGCCACAAGACGGAGCGCCACCACCAGGAGAUUGAGGAACUGCACAAGAUUAAGGUGCAGCUGGACGGCCAGGAGAGAGGCCUGCAGACGGUGUGAUGACGGGACUCACAGCGGCGCCACAGACUCCGCCAUGUUGGAUAUUUAUAGAGCUGGGCCUCAGACUGCCAAGUUCUUCUAAAGGGGAACGAUUUGGGAAUCCUGGCCUGAUCUGCAGACCUGUUGAGGUCAAAACUAUAAAAAGUUUACAGACAACAAAAAGGGCUAUUGCUUACCAAAAUGCACUUUGCCUCUGAUUUACAAUGGUAGCUUCAUAUGGAAAUGAGCAACUUCCUGUUUUCAUCUCGUCUUAUCAGUGGAAUCUUUCAGGAUUUGACUUGCAGCUUCUGUUCGAACCAACCUAGUUUUCAUGCUCAGCCAAAGAGAGUUCUCAUUUAGUCAGGUGGGCUUUUAGUUGGAUUAACCAUAAUCUGUGAUGAAAAAGUGAUGCCAAAGCUCCUUCAGAAACAAUGUUACAUUUCCAUGGUGUCCAAAAUGACGGUGCCCUCUAGGGGACAUGGAGGAAUUUUUAUCUUUUGCGAUCUCUUCUAAUAAUAUCACAGCAUAAAUGGGCCAUUAUAGCUGGAAAAAGGGAGUAAAUUUAUGCCAGAACACUUGUAUGAUGGCACUAACACGCCAUCAUACAAUAAUGUAUUUGCUAGUCUAAUUUAUAUUAUCUCCUUUGAGAUCUCUGAAGGUUUUGAUAUAUUUUUUUCUUUAAGAUAGAAACAUUUCAAACUUGUGUGCAAAAUGCCAGAAUAAAACAGGCCAGACAUGAAGUGUCAAUCUUUACUCUAAAGGAUAAACGCAACAGAAACUUUCAGUGAGAAAUAAAUAAAUAAAUCCAAAUUAUUUAGACUAUUUUGGAGUGGUUUAGACAAAAAAAAAAAACUAAAAAAAUACAAUAAGCAUAGCCCAACUUCCUGUCUUUUUCCUUCCACUUAAUUUUACUUCAACUUGCUUGCAUAAACCAGUCUUUGAACAGCCAUCUUCAUUUUCAGGAAGGUCUGAUGUGAUAUUUAAAAUUUUUAGAAAGCAAAUUGUGGGUUUUUAUUGACUGUAAGUCAGAAUCGUCAAAGUUAGAGAAAUGAAUGCGGGUUGUGAAUAAUUUAGUUUCUUUUUUUCUUUUCAUUCUCUGAAAAUGAAAUGUUUACUUCCUGUUCUCUCAUCAUCAGUUGAGUGUUUCUCUUUUGCAAGGUUCUGCAAGGUGACUGAUUCAGAGCAGACACGUAUAUAUAACUUUUAAAAAGAUGCAUUAACUUAUCCCAAGCUGACUGACUUCACUGUGCUUUUAUAGUUUCUGAAAGUUUCUUCUGUUGCCUGUUACAAAGGAAAGAAACCCGCCUGGAUGCUGUUUGAAAUGCUUCAGUAUCUGAACUUGUUCCUAUUGCCUUACAGAAAAACUGCCUUGAGUUUGCUGGAUGAACUGUUUAUAUUUUAUUUUAUUUUAUUUUUUUAAGGAACAUGAACCAAAUUAUUGUCACAUUCCAAAAAAAAACCAAAAAAAAAAAAAAACCACGACAGACCAAAGUGCCGUUCAGUUCAUUUUUAUUUAAUUUUUUUUGUUGUCAGAAGAAAAAAAAAAGUGCACUUUUUCUAUUUGUUCUGUAAAGUCAUAAGUAACUUGAUCCGUUUGUUUCAUGCCUGUGGACCCUGCUGGGUUCUGCAGAGGUCACGGGUCGGAACCUGGAAUGUACCGCUCAAUAAAACAAAGGUCAAUGUUU
Molecule: messenger RNA, 2826 nt
Organism: Xiphophorus maculatus (southern platyfish)
Lineage: Eukaryota; Metazoa; Chordata; Actinopteri; Cyprinodontiformes; Poeciliidae
Gene: orai2
Product: ORAI calcium release-activated calcium modulator 2
Exons: 3
Coding region: 344-1162 (272 amino acids)
Biological process (GO): store-operated calcium entry
Cellular component (GO): membrane
Molecular function (GO): store-operated calcium channel activity
Source: RefSeq, a predicted model, not a curated record